CCUGCUUCGCUGCCUCGUUUAGUUCUGACCCCUGGACGGCGGUCCUCUCCACUUGCYAGUCCGCGGAGGUAUCCUUUCCUGCGCGCUUCAGACCCCACGAGGUCCCCACCUCCGAGGUUGCUGCGGGGCUCUCGGAAGCCUGAGACUGUCUUGAGGCGCAGCCGGCGCCGCCCUCCACCCUCCCUACCAGCCUUCCGAUUUCCGUGGUAACAUCUGGGAGGGAAAUGGUCGUGUUUUCGGUGCCCGCUGAAGUCACUGUGAUCUUGUUAGAUAUCGAAGGUACCACAACCCCGAUUGCUUUCGUGAAGGACAUUUUAUUUCCUUACAUCAAAGAAAAUGUUAAAGAGUAUCUGCAGACACAUUGGGAAGAAGAGGAGUGCCAGCAGGAUGUCAAUCUUUUGAGAAAACAGGCUGAAGAAGAUGCCCACGUGGAUGGGGCUAUUCCAAUCCCUGCAGCAUCUGGAAAUGGGGUAGAUGAACUACAACAGAUAAUCCAGGCCGUUGUAGAUAAUGUGUGCUGGCAGAUGUCUCUGGACCGAAAGACCACAGCACUCAAACAACUGCAGGGCCACAUGUGGAGGGCAGCAUUCACAGCUGGACACAUGAAAGCAGAGUUCUUUGAAGAUGUAGUUCCAGCAGUCAGGAAGUGGAGAGAAGAUGGAAUGAAGGUGUAUAUCUAUUCUUCUGGAAGUGUGGAGGCUCAGAAACUAUUAUUUGGGCAUUCUACAGAGGGGAAUAUUCUUGAGCUUUUUGAUGGUCACUUUGAUACCAAAAUUGGACACAAAGUAGAGAGUGAGAGUUACAAAAAGAUUGCAAAUAGCAUUGGAUGCUCAACCAACAACAUCUUGUUUCUAACAGAUAUUACUUUAGAGGCCAGUGCUGCUGAGGAAGCAGGUGUGCAUGUAGCUGUGGUGGUGAGACCUGGCAAUGCAGGAUUGACAGAUGAUGAGAAAACUUCCUACAGCCUCAUCACAUCCUUCAGCGAACUAUACCUGCCUUCCUCAGCAUAGAGGAAACUUCCAUAGAAGACCAAACUGUUCCUCAGAGUUGUCCCCCUAGUGUCUAGUUUUAUUCUAAUGGCAAAGUAACUUACUUCUAUACGUACAUAUGUAUGCAAGUAUAUGUAUGUGUAUGCUCAUUAAUUUUCAUGGGCACAUAAGUGAGGGGAAAAAAGUCUUAAGUUCAGUGAAGAAACUUAUUUAAAGAUGCUCUAUAUGUAGACAUAGUUUGAGACCCUAACAGUAACCCACAUUGAGGGCAAAUUGUAGUUGAUAGAAGAAUACAGAUCAAAUGUGUUAUGAUUAUCAAAUCCUAUACCAAAAUGAGAACUUAGUUUUGAAAAUUAUUCAGAGGCCUAUUUUAAAUACUAGAAAUACUUCAGAGACAUUCUUAACAAUUCAUUUCCCUUGUUUAAUGGCGAGUUAGAAGAGUUACAAUAGCUGUAUUUCAUAUUUGCCUCCCUUGGUACAAAAGAUAAAUUUGUUUCUGCUCCAAAAGAGCAAAAUAAGGAAAGAAAAUUUACCUGAGUCUAGAUCAGUCAAGUAUUUGUUACUGAAGAAGAAAAUUACUAAUCAUGUGGCACCCAUAGCCAGCACUCACCUUAUCAAUGAAAAACAUGCAGAUAUAACAGCUAAAAAGGAACUGUGGUUCUUUAUGUCCAACAAAAUGAUUCUAAUUCUGCUGGUUUUACCAGUUGCCUUUCUAACUUUAUCUUCACACAGUUUAAAAAUAUAUGUUAAUUGCUACUUACUAUUUUUUAAAAUAAAGUUUUUGCUGAAAUUAGUUCAUAACACCCAGAAGAGCCCUAAUAUGUAAUAGUUUCCCCUUGAAUGUGAGAAAUGUAAAUUUUAUAACAGCAUUAUUUAUCCUGGUUCAAUUCUAGUAGGAUUCCAUGUCAGUUUUAUGUUGUGAUUAAUAAAAGCAUUCUCUUCUUUCAGUUUUAUAGAGGUCCCUGAACUAUACCACAUAUUAUCAUAAUCAAAACAAAACUCAGAUUGAAGAAAAAUUUUUUAAAUAAGAAUUUUAUUUUAGUUUUGUCUUAAUGUGUAUGAAGCAUGUUUUAAUGAAGUGCCAGUGGAAAAAAAUCAUUAGCCAGCAUUUGAAUUAUAUAUAUAUAUAUAUAUAUAUAUAUAUGAGGUUACUAUUUCAUCUGGGUUCUAAAAGCAUUCAGUAUAUUAGUGGAGUUUCUUAUAUUUAUGAGAGUCUUAUGUUUGAAGUAUAUCAGAUAAUGCUUGAAGGAGGCAAGUAUUUUUCCUAAUGAAUUCUGGAGAAAUAAUUUUAGGAUGCUUCAAAUAAAGAGAAGGAAGUACUCUUGCAAAUAUGAGAGGACAGGGGAUACAAAUGAUUUUACGUUGAUAAUUUUGAUCUUCUAGUAGCUAAUUUAAAGAAUCUGAAGACGACAAAAUGUAGUAGAAAAAUAGAAAUAUAAAUAAUUUUAAAAUGGGAGUUGUCGCGUUCCUCGAGACUAAAACACUCAGAGUCAUUCCAGGGGAACUGGGCUGCGCGAAAUAACCACACAAGAGACAGAAAUACCUUUUUCUUUGGGGUUCCUGUGUCACCUCCUCUGACCUUAAGGGUUUGCAGAAAAAGAGCAUGCAUGCAAGCUGACCCCUUUUAUUGAGGAGAAGCCAUUCAAAUGAAGCAAGGAGUCAGGGUUUCAAGGGGCUGAGUCUAGCUUCAUGAUGUCUGUUGGUUGAUAUCUAGGAAGGCCACAUCCAAGGGCAGAGUAAGAGAAGGGGACACACAAAGUGCGUUUCCAUGGAACAUUCAAUUCCAAACAGGGAAAAAGGGCAAUAUCUCAAAGGAACAGGUGAGCGAAGCUCAACUCAUGGGGCUGCAGGAAGGCACACCUACACAUGAAGACACAUUUGACUGCAUUUUUACUACUCUCAGGAUCCAGAUCGGGGCUACCCCUUCAGCUACUUCAAAGUUGCCAGAUCACGGAAGUGACAGUGCUUCAACCUAUUAGGAGAAGAAAACGCUGGUCACAUGAAAUAAUGGCCUCCCACAGGGAGUAAUUUAUAAAUGAUGGCAAAAUCAAGAAUGAUAAUAAAAGGAUGAAUUUUAUAUAUUUUCAGGACAAGUUCAUGGAUAGAUGUCAGAACAGGGUAUCCCUUAGUAAUCAUAAAGAAGGCACAAUGCAAACUUCUCUUUCAAAGUGUUAGAAGCCCAUAGUGGUUCCAAAGUCCCAAAAUGGCUCAAAGGAGCUCAUGAACAAGAAGAAAAACAAAGGGUGAGGUCUAGAGAGUUUAGGACCCAUAGAAUCCAAGAAUUUAUUUUAUCUUUUUCACCCAGUGGUGGUAAAAAGCAGCCAGUGGGGGCCCAAAGUGGAAGGGGAAUGGGUGCUGGGUAGGAAAAGGGGGAGAAAAAAAAAGAAAUUCCUGCAACAAAGGUACUAUUACAGGAACUGCCUGGGAUUGUCCCUCCUUUCCCUUAGAAGGGUCAGCUAGCUGUGGUUGGCUGAUGAGGUUUGCCUUUAUCUUAGGCCAAAGAUUUGUAAGUUCAAGGCAGGCCUUGGCAGUUUAGCAAGGCCUUAAGCAACUUAGAACCUAUCUUGAA
Molecule: messenger RNA, 3558 nt
Organism: Urocitellus parryii (Arctic ground squirrel)
Lineage: Eukaryota; Metazoa; Chordata; Mammalia; Rodentia; Sciuridae
Source: RefSeq, a predicted model, not a curated record